This is a messenger RNA of Linnemannia hyalina, 1293 nucleotides long. NCBI's taxonomy places the organism in Eukaryota, Fungi, Mortierellomycota, Mortierellomycetes, Mortierellales, Mortierellaceae. The record is from the annotation of a GenBank genome assembly.
AUGGCUACAUUGUCUGCGUCCAAGAAACUCUUUAUUCCGCAGAUCCCAUCCAAAAACAUCUCACUGGCCCUUCCUGGAAUCACCAAGCUGGCCAGGGAGACUGUCGCCGAACUGCUACAGGAGAAUCACAACAAGCAUCACUGCUUCUUCAACGAAAAGGGUUUCCACAAUCACCUGGUCCACGCCGUUCUUGCCAGCUACUCCCUUGGGGCAAAUCCCGAACGACUGCGAGCCAUUUACAAGAGCCAUGCGGUGGAACAACGCCCCAUUGGUUUCAUUAAAAAGAAUUUCACAGCUUUUGAUUGGAAAUCCGAGGUUGGCAACCAAGAAUUCUACGCCUCCUAUUUGGAGUUCUUCCGUCAAGAGGUUCCAAAACUCGGUCGCGUGGAGGCCGUCGUCAAGUAUGCCUUUGAUACCGACGUGAUUGGUAGGACUUUCUCUGGUGCCUUCCAUCCGCUCAUCCAUCUCGGUUAUGGUAUUGAUUUCGGAAUUGACGCCAUCGUCGCAGAAGGCCUGGCGAUGAUGGCAGUCACUUCUAAGAUGAUGUCUCCGUUCGUUGUUGCGCCUGCUACUAAGGUCGAGAAGGUGGCGACCAAGAUAGCGUCCCAACUGUCGAUUUCCGAGCCCUCUUCUGCAAAGACGAUUGUGGAUAUUUUGACUGCUAUUCGGGAAGAUCGCGAACUGGACGACGUCACUUUCUAUCCUGAGGUCAAUAAGUCCAUGGAUGUUGCUAAGAGCAAAGUGGCAGCUUCAAAGGUCCAGAAACUCCUCUCGGAAUGGAAGGUUGAAGAAACCAUCCAAGACAUCGAUCUCAAGGCAAAGGAGUCAUACAAGGCAUGUCUUUUGGCCGUCGGUGGCACCGGACUCCACAAUGGAAAAGUGAAGCAAGAUUUUUUCUUGAUGCAUGCUUUGACCUCGGUUCAAUUUGUGCACAAACUUGCCCAUGCACUCCCCCCAGCAUAUGCCGUCUCGUGUUUGAAGUCGCACCUUGGUGCGAGCCUCGCUUAUUAUAUUUCGCGCGGGCGCCCUCAGGUCGAUGUCGAUGCUUUGCUAAACUACCGUGGAAAGCAGAUUCUGGACCCGUCCAAUCCUUGGCUGUCAAUUAUCAAACACGCCAUUGAGAUUGAUGAAGUCCAUGUCACCAAAGUCGCACGUGCGUGUGCCCUCGGCGACCUUCUUUUCGGUGCUGAGGAGUCGUUUUCGCAGUUGCUGUUGCAUACUGCGCAGAUGUCAUUGGACUUGAAAGGCGACUGGGAGUUUGAGGGUGUAGGAUGGCCUCAGACUUGGAAAUAA